Molecule: messenger RNA, 1396 nt
Organism: Hyla sarda
Lineage: Eukaryota; Metazoa; Chordata; Amphibia; Anura; Hylidae
Gene: LDLRAP1
Product: low density lipoprotein receptor adaptor protein 1
Exons: 9
Coding region: 90-1013 (307 amino acids)
Cellular component (GO): early endosome
Source: RefSeq, a predicted model, not a curated record
CAUUCAUCGACUCCAGGGAGGGAGGGAGGGGGUAAGAAGGCGAAAAGUUUUGGCUAAAGUUGUGGAGUUGGUGUCCGGGCAGUAGUAGGAUGGACGCGCUGAAGUCUGCGGGGAGGGCGAUCAUCAGGAGCCCCAGCAUUGCCAAGCAGACCUGGGCAGGAGGGCGGCACAAGAAGCUUCCAGAAAACUGGACCGAUACCAGGGAAACUCUGUUAGAAGGAAUGCUGUUUAAUCUGAAGUAUUUGGGCAUGACCUUGGUAGAACAACCGAAAGGGGAAGAACUAUCCGCAGCUGCAGUGAAGAGGAUUGUAGCAACAGCCAAAGCAAGUGGAAAGAAACUACAGAAGGUGCUUUUAAAAGUGACUCCCAGAGGCAUAGUCCUUUAUGAUAGUGUCACCAACAAGUUGAUUGAAAAUGUGUCCAUUUAUAGAAUAUCAUAUUGUACAGCUGAUAAGUUACAUGACAAAGUUUUCGCCUACAUUGCUCAGAGCCAACAGAAUGAAACCUUGGAAUGCCAUGCGUUUCUUUGCACAAAGCGGAAAAUGGCACAAGCAGUUACAUUAACAGUCGCACAAGCUUUUAAAGUGGCAUUUGAAUUUUGGCAAGUUUCCAGAGAUGGCAAAGAGAAAAGGGAAAAAUCUGGCUCUGAUGGUGAAGGGACAAGUAGUUCUCAGUCAGAAGGGUCAUCAAGUAUUGCUAGCCUUAAAGGAGCUACAGGUAAUCUGUUAGAUUUGGAAGAAGCCACCAAAACAUUGGAUGAGUUAAAUGCCAGUGACAAUCACUUAGAAGGUAUAUUUGGACAAGGUACACGCAACGAGAACAACAAUGUAAUGUGGGAACUCGAUGAUGGACUUGAUGAUGCAUUUUCAAGACUUGCAGAAUCUAGGACUAAUCCUCAGGUUCUUGACAUCGGAGUAAGCGAGAGUGACAUCCAACCUGACGAAUGCUUUUCCCCUACUUGGGACAGAAUGGAGCUGAACCCUGCAGAUAGCGAUGAACUGUUUAUGUUCUGACAUUGCUUAAAUUAGUCUACCAGUUUUCAGUGCAAUAGUCCCAACAAGAGCCAAUGAAAUAGCUGAAAAUGAGUGCAUAUUGACAUGGGACCAUUAUACCAAAGCUUUAACAUGAAGUCUUAUUUUCCACAGUAUAAUGGAAGAAAGAUAAUCAAUGUGAGAUAUAUAUUUACAUCAAAUGGCUUGAUGUGGCUUACUUAUUCUGGAACAACAAAAGUUAGACAACUUUAUCUAGAGAUGAACGAAGUUAGUGGUUCGAUUCGUCAUGAACUGCUCUGCUCGGCAGUUGCUGACUUUAGCCUGCAUAAAUCAGUUCAGCUUUCAGGUGCUCUGGUGGGCUGGAAAAGGUGGAUACAGUCCUAGGAGAGUCUCCAGCCCACCGG